This is a messenger RNA of Myzus persicae (green peach aphid), 810 nucleotides long. RefSeq lists its product as uncharacterized. The transcript has a single exon. The record is from RefSeq and is a predicted model, not a curated record. Bases 1 to 810 code for a protein of 269 amino acids. NCBI's taxonomy places the organism in Eukaryota, Metazoa, Arthropoda, Insecta, Hemiptera, Aphididae.
AUGUUACAGUUGAAUCAGCUCGGUAAUGUGGUGACGUUUACUCAACAGCAUCUGAGAGCCACAUUCCCUACCCUUCCCCAAGAACAAAUUGGUGGUAGGGGAGGCUACUACGGGGUACUUAAGCCUCCUGGGCCAGGAAUCGACGACUCACUGCACAACCUGUAUGAGGAGAUUCCCUGUCUUGGAGUGCUCUCCGAGGCAAUAAUGCACGCAAUUAGUGAUGAACCUGCCGGCCCUUAUCAGUCUGUCGUGACCUAUGAAAGUCUACAGCCAAACAAUAACCUAAUUGGCUUCAGGCCGCUCAACCCACACCGCCACCAAGACGCUAAAAAUAUAGCUUUUAGUGCGGAUAUUAGUGCAAGCCAUUUCCCUGACUACCCUGCUAACACUGCUAUUAAUUUAACGUUAUUAAUGAGUAUAUCAAGUAUUUUAAAGGGUUCUAAAGGGUUCAAAAUUUCAAAAGUGAAUUUCUCAACACUGAGUGAAGCUGGAUCGGCUUCGCAAACAAUAGUUAGUCGGCCCCUAACCAUUGAAAGACAAACAAACCUAAUGUCAACUAUAAAUACAACAUCGUUAGCACGGAAUUCCCAUGACUUAUUCGGAGAAGCCUGCUUAUUUUGUUCCCAGCUCAUGAAAGAUUCCGGCUCAGAUGCAGACCAUACAAGAUGGUGUAUGAUAUCACCAGCCGCGGGAUUACCCAUCCCACCACAGUGGGUAGAUAAUCGGAACCAACGCCGUAACCUACCCACCCAAUACAUGCAGGAGGUAUGGGGGGGCUAUCACUCAGUGCAUAACAUGGUCAAUGCCUAG